Apis dorsata (giant honeybee) is the source of this 2007-nucleotide messenger RNA. Its product is annotated as sarcoplasmic reticulum histidine-rich calcium-binding protein-like. The transcript has 2 exons. Lineage: Eukaryota; Metazoa; Arthropoda; Insecta; Hymenoptera; Apidae. The coding region runs from base 1 to 2007 and encodes 668 amino acids. The record is from RefSeq and is a predicted model, not a curated record.
AUGGCGACGUUGGCGUGGCUUCUAGCGGCAGCUCUGCUAUUGACAGCGGUGGCUGGCCGAAAUUUAAAACCACCACCGGAAGAGGAUCGCACGAAGCUGUCGGAUCCCAUCAGGGCUCCGCGACAAGUGGAAUCCCAACGCGUCCCUGCGUUGUCGCGCGACGAUUCCCAGAUCCCGCAGAUUUCCAACGUCAACGUUCGCAAAUAUCCGCGAAAACGGCAAUUGCCCGUUUCGAUCGGGGCCAAUUUCCAGUCGUUCGCGUUAAACGGCCAACCUCGCGCCCCGUUGCGCACAGCCACCUUCGAUCCCACCACCAACACCACCACCAUCGUAACUCGGAUCAACGAGGUCGCGAAGCGGAUCGAGCCUCGAAUCUCGGCCGGAUCGUCUCACGUCGUCUUCGCAACGCCUCGGAGGAGCCUCGGUUUCGAGCAUUCGUUCCACCACGACCACCGUCAUUCCCAUCGUCACGGCCACCACUCGCAUCACGAGCAUCGGGCCAAGCACGAGCACGAGCACGGUCACAAGCAUCACGGCGAGCACGAGCACAAGCAUCACCACGGCCACCAUCAUCAUCACGGCCACGAGCAUCACCACGGGCACAAGCAUCAUUCCGAGCACAAGCAUCACCACGGGCACGAGCACAAGCACGAGCACGGUCACAAGCACGAGCACAAGCAUCACGGGGAACACCAGCACCACCACGGGCAUCAGCAUCACUCGAAGCACGAGCACCACGAGGAGCACAAGCACCACGCCGAGCAUCACCACCAUCACAAGCAUCAUCAUCACAACGAGCACCACCACCACCACGAGCACCACCACGUCAACGAGCAUCACCAUCAUCAUAGCCACAAGGAGACCGAGAAUCACCAUCAUCAUCACGGCCACGAUCAUCAGGAGCAUCACAAACACGGACACAAGGAGGAGCACAAGCACCACCACGGGCACGAGCACAAGCACGGCCACCACGAGGACCACCAUCACGCUCACCACCAGGAUCACCACCAUAAACACGGCCACGAGCACAAGCACCACCACCACCAGGAUCACAGUCACAAGCACGGGCACGAGCACAAGCACGGCCAUCACGAGGAGCAUCGUCACGGGCAUCACGAGGAUCACAAGCACAGCCAUCACGAGGACCAUCACCACAAGCACGGCCACGAGCACAAGCACGGGCACAAGGAGGAGCAUCGUCACGGCCAUCGCGAGGAGCAUCGUCACGGCCAUCGCGAGGAGCAUCGUCACGGCCAUCGCGAGGAGCAUCGUCACGGCCAUCGCGAGGAGCAUCGUCACGGCCAUCGCGAGGAGCAUCGUCACGGCCAUCGCGAGGAGCAUCGUCACGGCCAUCGCGAGGAGCAUCGUCACGGCCAUCGCGAGGAGCAUCGUCACGGCCAUCGCGAGGAGCAUCGUCACGGGCAUCACGAGGAUCGCAAGCACAGCCAUCACGAGGACCAUCACCACAAGCACGGCCACGAGCACAAGCACGGGCACAAGGAGGAGCAUCGUCACGGCCAUCACGAGGACCACCACCACUCCCAUCACCAGGAUCACAAGCAUCACCACCACGAGGAGCACAAGCACGGCCACGAGCACAAGGAGGAGCACAAGCACGGCCACGAGCACGAACACCACCACGAUCAUCACGAGGGGCACCAUCAUCACGAGCACCACAAACAUCACGCGUCUCACGAGCACAAGCACGGCCAUUCCCACGAGGAGCGCCACAAGCAUUUCGACGACCACAGCCACGAGCAUCGUCACGAGAACGGCCACAAGCACGCGGAACACCACCUCCACUCUGGUUACGUGGAGCAACACGGCCAUCACAAGCAAGGGUUGGGCCAUUACUUCGACGCCUCGCAGAAUCACGAGGAGUACGCGUUUCCGGAGGAGAGCGAGACGGUGGUGGUAACGCCCCGGGUCGAGGAUAUCCUUAAAAUUAAGAAGGAGGCGGAGGAGAGUACGACCGAGCAAGCUACGACGACGGAUGAUCGAGCGUGA